Trifolium pratense (red clover) is the source of this 2348-nucleotide messenger RNA. Its product is annotated as tubby-like F-box protein 8. The record is from RefSeq and is a predicted model, not a curated record. The transcript has 5 exons. Lineage: Eukaryota; Viridiplantae; Streptophyta; Magnoliopsida; Fabales; Fabaceae. The coding region runs from base 870 to 2153 and encodes 427 amino acids. Gene Ontology annotation, molecular function: protein binding.
UCAAUGAAAUUUUGGAGUCCGGAUACAAGAGUGUGAGUAAGAGAGAGAGAGAGAGAGAAAGAGAGAGAGAGAUGAGGGAAGUGUAAGAAACUGAGAUGUUACAUUGUCUGACCUAAAGCUUUAAUCUUUCUGUUUUGUUGCAAAGAUUUCGUAUCUCAGCUCAGCUCAAUAGAUUCUACUUUAGCUAGAUCUAUCCAUUUUGCUUAGAUAAAGGGUGGAUUUUGAUCUAGUUUAGGGGUUUUGAUCAUCUGAGAUUAACUCAAGUUAUAAGAGGUAAUUUCUCUUUCUGCAUCCUUUACAUUAUGAUCCUUAAUUCCAUGUGUUAACAAUUAAAGUUAAAUGAAAAUUAUAAGUGAUUUUUCCCCUUUCGUUUUCCUGAAAUUUAGCUGCUAAAUAUCUCUGAUGACUUUGCUAUAUUUGUUGUAAUAAUUUGUGAUUUGUUUGCCUAAUAAGGUGAUCCAUAACCAUAUAAAGUCUCAUCAAGAUUUAUAGAGCAAUGAAGUUAUGGUUUAUCUCGGUAGAAUCAAAACAAUGCCAUUUUUACUUUAGUAAUCUCCACUAACUUAUAAUGUUUAAACAUCCCUUGCAUUUGAUUCAUGUCUCUAUGGCUAUGUGGAUGCUUCAAGUGGAUUGUAUUGUAUGUAAACAUUGAAAUAUUGGAUGCUUUCUGAUUUGGUUCGUUGCUUCAGAUAGUUUUUUCCGUCUGAUAAUGCACAAUAAUAGUUGAAUUCCAUCAAUGAUAAAUAAAAGGUUAUUUGACUGUUGAGCUGAAAUUUUCCUUUGAUGGCAGGCUUAUGCUCGCAGUGGUUAGAUGGAUAUUGUUUAGAGAAGAGAUAUUAAUAUAGUUAUUCUUGGGAUCCUCCUGCAGAAUGUCAUUCCGCAGCAUAGUUCGUGACGUUCGUGAUAGUUUUGGGAGCUUAUCUAGGCGUAGUUUUGAUGUCAAACUUACUGGCCAGCAUCAUAGAGGAAAAUCACAUGGAUCGGUGCAGGAUUUGCAUGACCAACCUCUAGUAAUUCAAAAUAGUUGCUGGGCGAACUUACCCCCAGAGUUACUAUUUGAUGUCAUUCGACGGCUAGAGGAGAGUGAGAAUACAUGGCCUUCACGAAAGCAUGUAGUUGCAUGUGCUUCUGUUUGCCAAUCUUGGAGGAAUAUGUGCAAGGACAUUGUUAAGAGCCCUGAGUUCUGCGGCAAACUUACGUUUCCUGUGUCCCUGAAGCAGCCUGGGCCACGAGAUGGAAUCAUUCAAUGCUUUAUCAAACGAGAUAAAUCUAACUUAACAUAUCACCUAUUCCUUUGUUUGAGCCCUGCUUUGUUGGUUGAAAAUGGAAAAUUCCUUCUUUCUGCUAAGAGGACACGGAGAACAACAUACACUGAGUAUGUUAUUUCCAUGGAUGCUGACAACAUCUCAAGAUCAAGUAAUACUUACAUCGGAAAGCUGAGAUCAAACUUUCUUGGAACAAAAUUCAUUAUAUAUGAUACACAGCCUCCCUACACUACUGCUCAUAUAUGCCCUCCGGGGACUGGGAAGACGAGCCGCAGAUUUUCUAAAAAGGUAUCACCUAAGGUCCCAUCCGGGAGUUACAACAUAGCUCAGGUAACAUAUGAACUAAAUGUGCUCGGUACUCGAGGCCCAAGGAAGAUGCACUGCAUUAUGCAUUCAAUACCAAAUUCAGCACUUGAUGCGGGCGGCUCUGUUCCCGGACAGCCAGAACUUAUUCCCCGUUCCCUGGAGGAUUCAUUCAGGAGCAUCUCGUUUUCAAAGUCUCUAGAUCAUUCCAUUGAGUUCAGCAGCUCGCGGUUUUCUGAUAUCGGGGGAUCCUAUAAUGAGGAAGAUGACGGCAAGAUGAGACCUUUGGUUCUGAAAAACAAGCCUCCAAGAUGGCAUGAACAAUUACAGUGCUGGUGCCUCAACUUCCGGGGACGAGUAACUGUUGCAUCUGUUAAGAACUUUCAGUUGAUUGCGUCCACCCAACCACCUGCUGGCGCGCCGACACCAUCUCAACCAGCUCCACCGGAACAUGAUAAGAUAAUUCUGCAAUUUGGCAAAGUUGGGAAAGAUAUGUUCACCAUGGAUUAUCGGUACCCUUUAUCUGCAUUCCAAGCUUUUGCUAUAUGCUUGAGCAGCUUCGACACCAAGUUGGCUUGUGAAUAGGUUUAAUCAUGAAGCAGAUAUUAGUCUUUAAAGUGAACUAAUCAAACUUUUGUGAUGGUAAAAUUCUCUUUGUUUUUAUCUCUUUGUCCUAUUCUUACUACUAGUGUUUAUGGGAUUAGGCCAUUGUUAUUGCUCAGAUAUUAUAUGACUAAAUUGUAACCGGUGUAAUAGGGUUUAAAGCAUUUUUAACUUAAA